AUGCUUCGUCUCUGUUGCAGAACCACCCGUCGUUGUUUCCACUUCUCUCUCCUCCGCCGUUCAUUCUCAUCUUCACCGUCUUCUUCUUUAACAAAGCGCAACCCGGAAGACUCCGUUGAUUACCCAAACAAUUUCAAGAAUUCCCAACGUGUCCCUCCACCGCCAAUCCUCCACCACAACCCAACCCUUCUCUCUCCUCCUCCCUCCUCUCUCUCUUGCAAGUCCCUUGUCGCUAUAUCCGCAACCCUAGUUUCCGCCAUUAUAGCCUCAUAUGCAUUGAUUUUACAAAACGACGACGUAAAACCAAGGCAACACAGGUCGAAUAAUCCAAUCUACAAUGAAAUUGAGCACGCAAUUGAUUAUUCUAAUGAGUCGUUCAAGAGAAUUGUGCACCGGUUCAAGCAGACCGGUGUGGCGGCUUCGGUAUUGUGGAAGUCGUUGAGGUCGGUUUUGUCUUCCGCAAACCAUGAGGUUCGGGUGGGGUUUGAGCUUAGGGUUGCGUCGUUUUUAGCCGACAUUGUGGCGGCGAAUGAGAUUAGGAGGGCGUCUAUUGUUGGAGCUGGUGGCGGUGCGGUGGUGGAUUGGCUUCUGGAGACGGUGGCGGUUUCCGGGGAUAAUAUUGGGACCCAGGUGGAAUCAGCCAGGGCUUUGGCGUACUUGGUUGCUGAUCCGAACGUGUCUGAGAAGGUCCUUGGGAGGCCUCACGCCGUUCCCAAUCUUCUAAGGUUCAUUUUCUCUGCGCAGCCUCAGAAAUCGAAAAAACAAACAAGACAUAGUUCAUUCGAUAUUUCUGAUUCUUUGAAAGGUAGGAGCAUGCUUGUUGCAGCUAUUAUGGAUGUUGUCACUUCCAACUGUGACACCGUAAACAAGGUAUCAUUUAAGCCCUCGCUGCCCAGAAAUGCUGAAAUGAGGGAUAUUGCGGCAGCUAUUGAAGUCAUUGAGGAAGGUGCCAUCCAUUUGGAUGAGACACAAGGGAGUGAAGAGGAUAAAGAUGGUGGAGAAGGAAUGAGGGGCAUUGGAAUCAAAGUUCUUGGAGGUACAACAGUUUUGGGCCUUUCGAGAACUGAUGCACUUGUGGAGAUGGAGCACUCUGAUGGCAGUCACCUAACCUCAGUUAAAUAUACACCUAAAAAUCUUUUGUUUAAGAAAUUCAAUGACAGUUUUUCAGGACAAGAAAAUUUGUCAUCUGCUGUUGUUCCUGGCCUCUGGGAUGAUUUGCAUUGUCAACAUGUUGCUGUGCCAUUUGCUGCAUGGGCGUUAGCAAACUGGGCAAUGGCAUCAGAGGUAAAUAGAUCUCAUAUUCAGGAACUGGAUCGAGAUGGACAUGCUGUCAUGACGGCUUUAACAGCACCAGAGAGAUCUGUGAAAUGGCAUGGAAGUUUGGUGGCUCGUUUGCUGUUAGAGGACCAUAAUCUGCCCUUGAAUGAUUCUGUUUCUGAGUGGAGCUCUAGUCUUCUUUCUACUGUUUCUCAAGCAAGUAAAACUGAAGACAUAUCUUUGGCUCAAAUGGCUUUGUCUGCAUUUUUGGUCUCUAUUGAGAGAAGCCCUGGGGCACAGGAAGUAGUAAUGGAGAAGGGUCUUCCUCUGAUGAGAGAAACUGCUAAACAAACAACAAAGCAUAAGCCUGUACAGGAGGCAUUGGCAAAGGCUUUGGAAUCACUUUGUGCAAGGAACUUGCAUUUGUCUCUUGAAGAAAGUCAAAAGUGGUCAGGCAUUCUGCUUCCUUGGGUUUUCCAAAAACCGUCGUCUGACAUAUUGCUAUCUUCAGCAACAAAUAUUCUUUCACAUAUUCUUGAAGAUUACGGGCCAUCUGCUCUACCAAUUUCUCAAGGAUGGUUGGCUAUUAUGCUAACGGACAUUCUUGGUGCCAGGAAAACUGCAUCAACCAAAGGAAGCUCUCAGCCUAAGAGUGACAAAGUGAAGACUCAAAUUGAUCAGUCGAACAUAAUUUCCGCUACACAGAUUGCUAAUCAGUUGGCAGGUGCUGUUGUUAAUUUAGCAGGAACCCAGAUGGGAACAGCCACUGAUAAUGAUGAGACAUUCCCACUUGCAGAUCUUCUUUCUCUUGAACCUUUUGCAGGACCACUUAAAAAUCUGAAGAAAGAUAGUCUUCCUAAAUUUGAUGCUGCAGAUUCCGCAUUGGCCACUCUGAAGGGUAUUAAAGCACUGACAGAACUCUGUGCUGAAGAUUUUCUUUGCCAAAACAGGAUUGCUGAUUUUGGGGUCCUGUGCUUGCUAAAACGCUUUUUGUUGGGAGAUGAUUAUGAACAACUAGCUGCAAUCGAAGCAUAUGAUGCAUCACGAGACCUGGAAGCACAGGAUCGAGGUUCAGCUGUGCCCAGAGAAUCUUCUGUUGCUGAGUCUAAUGAUUCUUCUAGAGUCAGGGUUCCACCUACGGCUCACAUUCGAAGGCAUGCAGCUCGGCUGCUAACUAUUCUUUCUGUGCUUCCAAAAGUUCAGAAAGUGAUCGUAACAGAUGAAGUUUGGUUUAAUUGGCUUGAGGAAUGCGCCAAGGGGAGAAUUCCAGGUUGCAACGACCUUAAAAUUCAAAGUUAUGCGAAAGCAACACUGUUAAAUAUAUUUUGUAGUGACCAAAAUGGCAGAAAUCCUGCUAAUGAUAAUGUUCUGGACAGCAGCAUUAUGAACACAAAUCAUACCUGCCCUCAUUAUGCUGACAUGAUAUUUUUAAUUAAUCCUGAAUUGCCGCACUGGAAGUGUCCAGGAAAAAAAGAUCUAGACAUCACUAGUAAGAGACCCACAGAGAAGUCAGACGAUGCUAGUAAUUCUGUGCCAGGUAAUGAUGAUUAUUCCGUUGCGACUGAGGACGGACCGUUAACCCGAGCUGCCCAUGAUGAUAGCUCAUCUACUUCUACUAGCGGAUCUGAAAGCUGCUCACAAUCAGAGUUCCCUCCACUGGAUGUUGUCUUUGUUCAUGGCCUGCGUGGUGGGCCUUUUAAGACUUGGCGCUUAUCUGAAGACAAGUCAUCAACCAAGUCUGGUCUUGUAGAGAAGAUUGAUGAAGAGGCAGGGAAGCAAGGAACAUUCUGGCCAGGAGAAUGGCUUCCAGCUGACUUCCCUCAUGCUCGCUUGUUUAGUAUCAAAUACAAGACGAAUCUUACACAGUGGUCUGGAGCAAGCUUGCCUCUUCAGGUUGGCCUUUCUUAUUUGACUACUUAUCAGUGUUAGAACAGAUGUUGCUUGGAUCCUAAGGCAUGCUUCAUCCCUUGCAUGCUGACCGUUAAAGUAGAAUGUUUGAAAAUAUUUUGGGAACUGCCUAAUAUUAUGGUUAAUAACAAUCUAGUUUUGAUUUGGGUCAAGGGGUGACAGUAAGAUGGUUCUUUCGGUUCUUUCUUAACCAGACCUCAUGGUUUGAAUAUAUGAUCAAGUCAAUCUUUUGACACUUCAGUCUCAGCUUUGUCAUUUGACUAGUUUGGUUGCUUUGAUCUGCCGAAGUUGGAGUCUAUUAU
Messenger RNA from Ilex paraguariensis (yerba mate), 3467 nucleotides. Lineage: Eukaryota; Viridiplantae; Streptophyta; Magnoliopsida; Aquifoliales; Aquifoliaceae. The record is from the annotation of a GenBank genome assembly.